ACAUCCAUUAUUCUCUGUACAUUCACUCUCUCUCUCUCUCUCUCUCUCUCUCUCUCUCAGUAACCAGAGAGCAAUGGCGUGUAGUAGGCUCCCCACUCAACUGGCGAUACCUGGCAACAUCCACCACCGCCACCUCUCCAAACUAAACGGCGGCACACUGUGCUGGAGACGCAAUUUAGCAGCUGAACCUCUUCUCUUCCCUACCCUCUCCUCGCCCAUUUCUCUCUCCAGGAAAUCCUCGAAUGUGCAAAGGACGGUGGUCACAUGCAGCGCGGGUGGGGCAGUGAAUGUGGGGCCAGGGACUCCGGUGAGGCCGACGAGCAUUCUGGUGGUGGGUGCCACCGGCACUCUUGGCCGACAGAUCGUGCGGCGAGCGCUCGACGAAGGGUAUGACGUGCGGUGUCUGGUCCGACCCAGACCUGCUCCCGCUGACUUCCUCCGUGAUUGGGGCGCCACCGUUGUUAAUGGAGAUCUUAGUAAACCUGAGACGAUACCUGCAACAUUGGUUGGAAUUCAUACGGUAAUUGAUUGUGCUACUGGGCGUCCAGAGGAGCCGAUAAAAAAGGUAGAUUGGGAAGGAAAAGUUGCUCUUAUACAAUGUGCAAAAGCAAUGGGAAUUCAGAAAUAUGUAUUCUAUUCCAUCCACAACUGUGACAAGCAUCCUGAAGUUCCACUAAUGGAGAUCAAGUAUUGUACUGAGAAGUUUCUUCAGGACUCUGGCCUAACUCACAUUAUAAUCCGAUUAUGUGGUUUCAUGCAAGGCCUUAUUGGGCAAUAUGCAGUACCGAUAUUAGAAGAGAAAUCUGUUUGGGGAACGGAUGCUCCCACACGAAUUGCUUACAUGGACACCCAGGACAUAGCUCGGUUAACAUUCAUAGCUUUACGCAAUGAGAAAAUAAAUGGGAAGCUGCUCACAUUUGCUGGACCUCGCGCAUGGACAACCCAAGAGGUGAUAACUUUAUGCGAGAGGCUUGCAGGGCAAGAUGCAAAUGUUACCACAGUUCCUGUAUCAAUAUUGAGGUUCACUCGUCAGCUGACUCGAUGUUUUGAGUGGACAAAUGAUGUUGCCGAUAGAUUGGCUUUUUCGGAGGUCCUUACAAGUGAUAUUGUUUUCUCCGUUCCAAUGACCGAGACAUUUAAUCUACUCGGUGUGGACUCAAAAGACAUUGUUACACUAGAGAAGUACUUGCAGGAUUACUUCACAAAUAUAUUGAAGAAAUUGAAAGACCUCAAAGCUCAAUCAAAGCAAACUGACUUCUACAUCUGAGAGCAGAGCAUCUUGCAAAUGUGGAUAAUGCUGUGUCUGUAAGUAAAACCUAUGUAUCUAGUUAUUCACUUGCAUUGUUCAAUGUUCUCACCUUUUUGUUUUAUUUUGUUUCUCAGUUUCCUCUUGCACGAUAAAAAGUGCCUUCUUUUCCAUAGGACAAAGGUUUCAUUAUUGUAAAUGUUGAUAUGUACUAAUGUAAUUUAUUGUGUAUUCUUUUCAAAGGGAAACUAACAUAAUAUUCUUAGUGAUAA
Carica papaya (papaya) is the source of this 1518-nucleotide messenger RNA. RefSeq names its product NAD(P)-binding Rossmann-fold superfamily protein (gene HCF244). NCBI's taxonomy places the organism in Eukaryota, Viridiplantae, Streptophyta, Magnoliopsida, Brassicales, Caricaceae. The record is from RefSeq and is a predicted model, not a curated record.